Molecule: messenger RNA, 1137 nt
Organism: Acanthosepion pharaonis
Lineage: Eukaryota; Metazoa; Mollusca; Cephalopoda; Sepiida; Sepiidae
Source: the annotation of a GenBank genome assembly
AUGCCUAGAGCGGCAACUACAUGCGAACAACCUGGAUGUGUCAAUUGGACAUCCAUUGACCAAAACAGUAGAAAGAAGGACUACUUCCGGUCGUUCGGGAACAGCCUUUGUUCAUUAUCUGUCUAUCUAUUUAUCCAAAUCGGUUCAUAUCUAUCUAUCUAUCUAUCUAUCUAUCUCAGUCUCUUCAUUAUCUAUAUAUUUAUCUCAGUCUGUUCAUUAUCUAUCUAUCUAUCUAUCUAUCUAUCUAUCUAUCUAUCUAUCUAUCUAUCUAUCUUCAUUAUUAUCUAUCUAUCUAUCUAUCUAUCUAUCUAUCUAUCUAUCUAUCUAUCUCAGUCUCUUCAUUAUCUAUAUAUUUAUCUCAGUCUGUUCAUUAUCUAUCUAUCUAUCUAUCUAUCUAUCUCAGUCUCUUCAUUAUCUAUCUAUCUAUCUAUCUAUCUAUCUAUCUAUCUAUCAUCUAUCUAUCUCAUCUCCUGUCUCUUCAUUAUCUAUAUAUUUAUCUCAAUCUGUUCAUUAUCUAUCUAUCUAUCUAUCUAUCUAUCUAUCUAUCUAUUAUCAUCUAUCUAUCUAUCUAUCUCAGUCUCUUCAUUAUCUAUAUAUUUAUCUCAGUCUUUUCAUUAUCUAUCUAUCUAUCUAUCUAUCUAUCUAUCUAUCUAUCUCAGUCUCUUCAUUAUCUAUAUAUUUAUCUCAGUUUGUUCAUUACCUAUCUAUCUUAAUUUGUUCGAAAUCUAUCUAUCUAUCUAUCUAUCUAUCUAUCUAUCUAUCUAUCUAUCUAUCUAUGACUGUCCCUUAACUUUCUCAGUCUGUUCAAUAUCAAUCUAUCUCAGUUUGUUCAUUAUCUAUCUAUCUAUCUAUCUAUCUAUCUAUCUAUCUAUCUCUCUAUCUAUCUAUCUCACCAUGCGUGUUUCAAUCAAUUUUACCCACGCGUUACUCAAGCGACUCUUUUUCUUUCUUUUCUGCCAUUUUUGUUUAUUACUUUAUUCUUUCUCUCUUUCCUUUUUCUAUUACGCGUUUGAAACCAUCAAGUACACAAUCAACAUUUCCUAUAUAAGUGGAGAUGCGAAAAAGAUCGAAGGAAGAAGAAAAAUGGAGAAGGAAAACGCGAAAGAAAAAGUAAACGGAGAAAGAAAGGAAACCUAA